Paramacrobiotus metropolitanus is the source of this 1405-nucleotide messenger RNA. Its product is annotated as out at first protein-like. The record is from RefSeq and is a predicted model, not a curated record. NCBI's taxonomy places the organism in Eukaryota, Metazoa, Tardigrada, Eutardigrada, Parachela, Macrobiotidae. The coding region runs from base 253 to 1158 and encodes 301 amino acids. The transcript is spliced from 4 exons.
UUUAUGUGUGAUUGUGGAUUGUGAUGCAGCGUUUCCUCGUACUUUCCGGUGAAUCGGUGAUAAUCAAAGAAAGAGUUCACUAUGAUAAUUCCAGUGCACGGAGAGGUCGUUCGUUGGGAAAAAUGUGCGACUGGAGUGGAAUGACAUUCGCGUUAGAAAACGCAAGGAACUGUUAAACACGAUCAUAGCGAUGCGGAAAAUGGCAAUGGGCGAAUGGGAGAUCUUGUGUGGUGAAUGUGAUUCAACAGGAACAUGACGAUAAAUGAUGCUGCUCUUGAUAAAUUCUCACCAGACAAUGUCAAACUCCAUCCAUCGGCUGUUUAUACAUUCCUCUUUUUAUUCCUGGGAUUACGCAUGUAUAAAUCAUGCUGGGCGCCAUUAUUUCGACAUUCCUCAGUUAACAAUUCCGCCAAAAAGAUUGCUUUUCUCAAAAUCCUAAUUGUUGUGCAGUCUGUUUGCAUUGGAGCUCUUGUUGAUGAUCUUAUAUUCCAACAUGUGCAAGAAGUUGUCGUUUUCCCCAAAUUACCAUUCCUUUUCAUCAUUUUCGUUGGAUUUAUAUGUGAAAUCGUCUUUGCCCUUACAAGAUCUUUCCGGCCCACCAUGGAGCAUGCCGUAUUGUCUCAUUUUGUACCUUUUCUGUUGUCCAUUAUACUACAUAUCGGGUAUCUGCGACCGGAACCGUUCAAUGAAGAAUGGGAAAUAAUCUCUUUGUAUGUUGCGUCGGUAUUGGUGGUGUUCUGGUCUGAUGUACGAGUGGCAACCAUCUGGGAAAAGGAAGCUUUAGUUACAUUGGGACAAGUCGGAAAAACUGUUGUGCUCCAAACGGCACGUUCAUUGGAGAGCUUCGGUGAAGGCUUGUCUACGCUGAGUGAGGCUACGACUGGUUUCCGGACUCUUACAAAUAGUGUGGUGAAUUCUCCCAUUUUGAGUCUCCGAAGCGGUAGUUGGAACCAUGAAGAUGGCUCGAACGGGUCCGUUAACGCUAACAGAUCCAGCCCUUCCACUGCGACGAAUAGCGGUUCGGAUGGUCAUAGUAGUAGCGAUGACGAAGGUAGCAGUCGCGGCAGUGUGGCUUCUUCAGUUUCGACAGAACCUCCGCCUGUUCGACGUUCGGCUCGACUGGCCCACGUUAAGCGAAAUGUCAAUUACCGAUCGUAGAUGAAUUUGAUCUACUUUAGAGCUGCGGUAAAGGUUUUUUUUCACGCACACACAUUCUCCCUUUUGCCUUAUUUGGCAAGUAUCAACUAGAAUUUGAGUUCCUGAGUUUUUGUUAUUGCUUGUUGUUAUUUUCAUUGUUUUUGUACGUUACAUGUUUGAAAAAUAAUUAUUUUACAAAAUACGUGUUUUACAAAAUGUGUGGACGAUGUUUGUUUCUACUAACGCAGAAAAAAGUCGGUCAUCUGUG